This is a messenger RNA of Mastomys coucha (southern multimammate mouse), 8242 nucleotides long. RefSeq names its product UHRF1 binding protein 1 (gene Bltp3a). Gene Ontology annotation, molecular function: histone deacetylase binding. Bases 252 to 4556 code for a protein of 1434 amino acids. NCBI's taxonomy places the organism in Eukaryota, Metazoa, Chordata, Mammalia, Rodentia, Muridae. The transcript is spliced from 21 exons. The record is from RefSeq and is a predicted model, not a curated record.
CGUCCCCGCCCCUGGCCGUGCGCUCUCGCCGCCACGGGGAGCCGGCUGAGCGGCGUGCGGUCGCGGUUCUCCUCCUCCGGAGGCUGCGGCGCCGCGCGGGUGGGUGGGCACGUGGCGGGAACCCCGGGCGCUGCGGCAGGGGCGAGCGCAGAGCGCCAUGGCGGCCGCCGUGGCUGCGACAGCCAGGGCCCGCGCCGCGGCCAGCUGAGAGGACGCCUCUCUCCCACCGCCGAGGAGGCCGCGGCUGCAGCAUGGCCGGGAUCAUUAAGAAGCAGAUCCUGAAGCAUCUGUCCCGGUUCACUAAGAAUCUUUCUCCAGACAAAAUCAACUUGAGCACGCUGAAAGGGGAGGGCCAGCUGACCCAUCUGGAGCUGGAUGAAGAGGUUCUGCAGAAUGUGCUGGAACUGCCUACCUGGCUGGCCAUCACCAGGGUCUACUGCAACCGGGCCUCCAUCCGGAUCCAGUGGACCAAGUUGAAGACACAUCCGAUCUGCCUGUGUCUGGAUAAGGUGGAGGUGGAGAUGAAAACCUGUGAGGACCCUCGUCCUCCCAAUGGACAGUCUCCCAUCGCCCUUGCUUCAGGACAGAGUGAGUAUGGCUUCGCUGAGAAGGUGGUGGAGGGCAUGUUCAUCAUGGUCAACUCCAUCACUAUCAAGAUCCACUCCAAGGCCUUCCAUGCUUCCUUUGAGCUGUGGCAGCUCCAGGGUUAUAGCGUCAACCCCAACUGGCAGCAGAGUGACCUGCGUCUGACCCGCAUCACUGAUCCCCGCCGCGGAGAGGUUUUAACAUUUAAGGAAAUAACUUGGCAGACACUCCGAGUUGAGGCAGAUGCCACAGAAAAUGGUGACCAAGACCCAGUUACCACUCCGCUGAGGCUCAUUACCAACCAAGGCCGGAUCCAGAUAGCCCUCAAGAGAAGAACCAAAGACUGCAAUGUGGUCGCCUCCAAGUUGACCUUCCUCCUGGACGACUUGCUCUGGGUGCUGACGGACUCACAGCUCAAGGCAAUGAUGAAGUAUGCUGAGUCGCUGAGCGAGGCCAUGGAGAAGUCAGCCCAGCAGAGAAAGAGCUUGGCUCCUGAGCCUGUGCAGACCACUCCACCCGCUCCCAGUGCCCAGCAGACCUGGGCCCAGGCAUUCGGUGGCAGCCAGGGCAACAGCAGCAGCAGUCGCCUCAGCCAGUAUUUUGAGAAAUUUGACGUGAAGGAGUCUUCCUACCACCUCCUCAUCUCCCGCCUGGACCUGCACAUCUGUGAUGACAGCCAGUCCCGAGAGCCAGGUGUCUCUGCGAACAGACUUACGGGUGGCGCCAUGCAGCUCACCUUCCGCAGGAUGGCGUUUGACUACUACCCCUUCCACUGGGCAGGUGACAGCUGUAAGCACUGGGUGCGGCACUGCGAGGCCAUGGAGACCCGAGGCCACUGGGCCCAGCAACUGGUGACAGAGUUUCAGAGUCAGGUGGAGAAGCAGUGUGAGGGGAGCGGUGUGAAGUCACCAUGGCAGCUGGGGGUAGACCCUCCCUUCCGGAGGAAAGCAGAUUCCUUCUCUAGUCCUGGAAAGAGCCCUCUGGACAAAUGCCCUACGCAGGGCCGGCAAGCUGCCUUUGGGUCUCCGGCAUGGAAUCGCUUACGUUCUAGCUGCCUGGUUGUACGAGUAGAUGACCUGGACAUCCACCAGGUCUCCACAGCUGGGCAGCCAAGUAAGAAGCCGUCCACUCUGCUUUCGUGCAGCCGCAAGCGCCACCACCUCCCGGCUCAGGUGGCCGCCAUCCACGUCCAGUUCACAGAGUAUUACUUCCCGGACAAUCAGGAGCUUCCAGUUCCCUGUCCCAAUCUCUACAUCCAGUUAAAUGGGCUGAUGUUUACUGUGGAUCCCGUCAGCUUGCUUUGGGGAAACCUCUUUUGCCUAGAUUUAUACCGAAGCUUGGAGCAGUUCAAAGCCAUCUAUAAGCUGGAAGAUUCGAGGGGGAAAGAUGAGCACUUGGAUAUCCGACUGGAUGCAUUCUGGUUGAAGGUGAGCUUCCCACUGGAGACUAGGGAGCUGGCAAAGCUGCAUCGCCCCCAGGCCCUGGUGCUGUCCACCUCAGGCAUGAUUGCCACCAAUACCCGGCAUGCCCCGAGCUGCGGCUGUCCAGACCUCCAGAGUCUCUUCCGGGGCUUUGCUGCCACCGAGUUCUUUCGUUCUAGCUACAGUCACUUUCCCAAGGUCCCAGGGGGCUUCAGCCUCCUGCACAUGCUCUUCCUGCACCACGCUUUCCAGAUGGACUCCCUUCCAGCCCAGCCCAGCUCCCUCCCUCCUCCGAGACCAGCGGCAUCCCAGGAUCUUUGGUCCCUACAUUUUAGCCAGAUCUCCUUGGACUUUGAAGGCACUGAAAACUUCAAAGGCCAUACCUUGAAUUUUGUGGCUCCCUUCCCGUUGUCCAUUUGGGCCUGCCUUCCUCUCCGCUGGCAGCAAGCCCAGGCACGGAGGCUCCUUUUGGCCUCAGAGGGGAGGCUCAAACCCUCGGCCAGCUUCGGUAGUCCCGUGCGCUCGGAAGCCCUUGCCCCCGAGUCUGUGUCCCAUCAGAGGUCAAAGACCGAACGAGAUUUGAAGAGCCUCUCAGGGUCUUCAGAACUUCCAGAGGCUAUGAGAGGUGACGCUGGUGUGGAUCACAAAGGGCAUGUGGCAGAACUGGAGGAUGUGGCAGACGUUCACAUGCUUGUACACUCCACUGCCCACGUCAGAGUGAGGCUCGACCACUACCAGUACUUAGCCCUGCUGCGCCUCAAGGAGGUGCUGCAGGGUCUUCAGGAGCAGCUGACCAAGGACACAGAGGCCAUGACUGGGUCUCCCUUGCAGGACCAGACAGUGUGCAUUGGCGUUCUCUUCCCCAGUGCUGAGGUGGCUCUCCUCAUGCGCCCUGCCCCUGGGACUGCUCAUGCGGACUCUGCAGGCUCAGACACCACCAGCCUCAUAGACUCAGAGCUGUCGCCAUCAGAGGAGCGGGAGCCGAAGUCUGAUGGCUCCUCAGACCUGGGCCCAGUAAGCCCUGAGAAGGUGCUGAGGGACAGCAGCGCUGACAACCUGGCUGCAUCCCGGGAGAGGCUGCACGGUGAUGGAGAGCUCCAGGACUUGGGUCCACUCGCACAGCAGCCAGCAGGGAAGAGUCAUGAGGCAGUCGAGUCUCUACAGGCCAAGAAGCUGAGCCGAGCUCAGAGCGCCAGCUCACCGGCUGCGUUGAAGCCCCCAGCGGACAGGGAUGCCGCUCUGAAUGGCCAAGGCGAGCCCGUACCCUUGAGGAGCAUUGAGGGGGAACUGUCCAGUGCUAUUCACAUGACCAAGGACGCCACCAAAGAGGCUCUCCACGCUACCGUGGACCUCACCAAGGAGGCCGUGUCCCUGACUAGGGACGCCUUCAGUUUGGGGAGAGAUCGGAUGGCUUCUACCAUGAACAAGAUGUUGUCCUUGCCUCCUGCCAAGGAGGCCAUGGCCAAGUCAGAUGAGGGGGUGGUGGCCCCAGUGAGUGGAGGUGCUGCCCGGCUUCGGUUCUUCUCCGUGAAGAGAACAGUCUCUCAGCAGUCGUUUGAUGGUGUCUCAUUGGACAGCAGCGGCCCCGACGACCGGAUUUCGGUGGACAGCGAUGGCAGUGACAGCUUUGUGAUGCUUUUGGAGUCUGAGUCUGGCCCAGAGUCUGUUCCACCAGGAUCUGUGACAAGCGUCUUGGAUGACAGUGGCAUUCAAGGGAGCCCUGUUAUGGAUAGUGGUGGCCAGGGGUUGCCAGAGUCCAACAGCUCAGCGUCAGCCAGUGGAGACCUCGUCCUGCAUUCGGUGUCAGUUCUGGUCCUGAAGGUGAGUGAAGUCUCACUUGGGAUUGAGGUUCGUGGCGAGGAUCUGGCCGUAGCCUUGCAAGCAGAGGAGCUGGCCCUGCAGCAGCUGGGCACCGUGGGACUCUGGCAGUUUCUACAUGGAGAGUGCCUAGGCCCAGGCUUUCAGGAACCCUCAGAUCUGAAGACUGACCCCAUCAGGCCUGCUGUAGGUCUGCGCUUUGAGGUGGGGCCUGGUGCCGCUGUUCAUUCCCCACUGGCCACACAAAAUGGCUUCCUUCGGUUCUUACUUCGGGGCUGUGACCUGGAGCUCUUCACCUCAGUGCUCAAUGGUCUGGGGCCUUUCCUGGAGGAUGAGGACGUCCCGGUGGUGGUCCCCAUGCAGAUUGAGCUCCUGGACUGCAGUGUCACUCUCAAGGAUGAUAUCCCUCCGGUCUACCCAACAUCCCCUGGCCCUGUCCCCAUCACUCUGGCAAUGGAGCGCCUUGUGCUGAAGCGGGAUGACGAUGGUGUGUUUCAUCUUGGUGCUCCUGCUCAGGACAGACCAUCGGCUGAUGUCCCUGAGAAGCUGCAGCCCCCUAAAGAGCAGGUGUUCCUGGUGCCCCUGGGCCAGGGCUUGGGAAGCCAGGAGAGAGAAUCAGCUAGCCUACAGCGAGAGCUUAUGGACACCAAACAAGCGCUGGACAUUGCCAACCAGGACAGGGAAAAACUGCUCCAGGAGAUUAGGAAAUACAACCCUCUCUUCGAGCUUUGACAGCAGCUCAGCCAUCUGGGCUACAGAGAGAAGAUAUCACCAGCAACAGUGCCACCUAGGACAGGUGCCGAGGAGCCAGUGAGGAGCCAGCGGGGUUGGGAGCACACAGUUUACUCCUUCUGUGCUUCCUGCUGGCUGCCAGCCUGGGCGGAGGACCCGGCAGAGUGCGGCUGCGUCCCUGGCCCUGCACCGUGUCUUGCCAUUAAGUAGCCUUGUAGUCUCUGCACACUAGAGGAAUCUUCUCUGCAUCGUAGGGCAUUUCCCCUCCUGGUGUCACGGCAGUGCUGUUUGCUUCCUUCAUGGCCUGUAUGAACGAGUGUCCCCGAGUCAUGCACACAGCCACCAAAGAUCCCAUGUCCCGGAGCUUCCUACGGCAUACCUGAAAGGUCCUUGGCCUGAGUUUGGGGUAGAUCAGGAAGCAGCUCAUGCUCGGGUCAGGGCAGGGGUCAGGGCGAUGCGGACUUGCCUAGCUUGGAAUAGGAGCUAGGCGUGUGUCACCUUGGUUGAUGUUUCGGGUCAGGCUUUCCUGUUGCAUUUCUUCAUUGUGAUGCUUUGACUGUGAAGUGGCCAGGCCAUCUUUCCCUGCACACGAAUUGGCUUGAGAUUUAAGUGAGGACAGUGCUCAGCCGGAGCAUGAUGAGUAGGGACACGGUUCCUGUUGGUCACCUGCUUCCUCAGGGCUGCUGCGUCUCUCUGCCUGUGCUGACUUAAGCACUUGGUAGUCUGGGAGCUGAAUGUUCUUACGUUAGGCUCGAGACUCAGCUGAACUGAGCAGCACCCGGCUCCGUACGCUGCCUCACUCCCUAUUACUAUGGCUUUUUAAAAUCAUGGCAUUUCAGCUUAAGCAAAACCAAAACCCUUCUAGGUUUCCUUCUGGCCCUAUAGGAGUUUCCCCUUCCUCUGAUUGUCAAAGCCUGGCUCUGUGGCCUGCUGCCUGUACAGAGGCAUAGUAGCCCCGACUUGCUGUGAGCCGGUGAUGCCACCGAGUCCCAGUUAUGGCUGAGGGGAUGGAAGGAGAAGCACUAGCCCAUGUAAAAAGGGACACAUUUAUGGAGGAAUGAGGUCACGUUUGUUCAGACUUGCAGGAGCCAGUCAUGUUCCUCACUACGGCAAGUUUCAGAACACCAUGUCUUAUAUAUAGGAUUGUGGUUUAUGGCACGGAGACACAUUACAGAUUUGGGAAUAACAUCUUCUGGGGACAGUGUUACCAGGCGAGGGUCCCUCAUUUCAGAUUUCUAUAAAUGACCUCAGACUUUAAGUGAAGUCAUUUAUAUUAAAUGCCAUACAGCUUAUAGACAAGACCACGAAAAGUAGACCAGAAGAGACACAGCCAUAAAGCCACAGGGAUGUGAGCAAGGCUGUGAACAGGCAACAUGAUGGGAGAGGCUCAGCACAGUGGAGGGCUGGGGUGCAGCUCAGCACGGGUGAGUGGCACGUGUGAGGGCCUGGGCUCACCCCAUGAUCACAAACACUAUCACAAAAAUAAAGAUUGUGCGCAUCUAAAUUACUACUGCUACUCCUACUGCUGCUACUACUACAUCAUACUCAGGAAAGAAUCCAGAACCCUGCUGAGGGAGCAGGGAGCAGGGAUCAGUGUGACGCUGUGGCCUAAAGCCUGAGGUGUUCCAGCACCAGGGGGGUGACUCCCCAGCCACUGGGCACUUGUGUUGUAUUUAUUUGUCUAGGAGAUGGAGAAGAGAACAGACAAUGGUGUCCUGCAAAGGUGAACGCCAAGAGGAGUGGGGGACCACGCAGUCAGGACUGGGGACCCAAUCUUGAAACAUUAGUUCUGGGGCCCUGUCACUGCCUCAGGGAAAAGAAAGCACUUCUAGGCAAGCCAGAAACUUGAAGGACUCGUUGGAGAAGUGGAGAGAAGGGAGAGCCAGUGACUAGAGAACAGAACUUUGCUGCCUCAGAAUCACUUGAAGUCACAUCCCUUCCUCUUCUGUUACUGCAUCCCCCGCCCCCAAGGGAAGAUUGCUGGCAAACACGUGGUGUACUUUACCCUUGAGCUUGCAGUAGAAACCCAUUUUGUGUCGAGGAUAAUGCCUUAAUGGCCAGGUCAGAUUUUUGAGCUGAGGGAGUCUCUAGUCCACGUGCAAACAGAUGUAGGGCUGGCUUCCUUUAUGUUUUGGCCUUUUACGUCUUGAAACCAUCCUUCAGAAAACAUGGUAAGAUGAUUAUUAUUCCAUAGCAUUUCAAUAAUGUCUUGUAAUUCCAUUCGCCUAUCCACUAGGGGAUGAACAGGAGGGACUUGGCCAUAAUGAAACUGGCUGUGUGGAUCUCCAGGGUAAGGGUAAUGGAGAACACAGAGUAGGACAGCACAUUUGGAGUUUAGCUGUGAAGUUGCCGUUUGCAACCUGAAAUAAUACCUCAGGAAGACUCCAGGAGGGCCCACACCCCUGUCCCUUAGAGCGUGCAGUUAUUGCACGUGGGCCUCAGCUGUAAAACUCUGGCUGUGUCAUCUGUGAUUGUCUAAAUUUCCUGUUUACAUGCAUGUACUGGGAAUAUGGUGCAGACUCAGAGUUGAGUCUGCUAACUGGGCUGCAGAGAUGUCCAUCUCUAAGUCAUUUUCAGUGUACUGGAAUGAUUAAUGGAGUCUCUGGUGGAGCCAACAUGGCUUCUCUUUCCCCAAGAGGCAUUUUCAGUUUUAUUUCCUGACCUUACUGUGCUGAGAGAAUAGGGUCUGUGAAGUAGAAAGGGUUGAUACCCCACCUCACGGAGGACCCUGGAACCAGGUAUCUGCAGUGUCUUCCUGGUAGUCUCUCCUUAGGGGCUCCAGAGGUGGCACCCUGCCAAGGUGGGAACUUUCCAUUCCAGGCCCUGCUUGCUUUCAUCUAGCUUGACGCCUACGUUACCACCCAGGCUAGCAGAGUGACAUCUGGUCUAACCUGUGACAGCUGGGACUUGAAGAUAGGCAGUGCACCGUCGUUCGGGUGACCAGGGCCUUACAGGUGCCGCAUCGUCCAGUCUACCUCUCCAGGGUGGGUAUGGAGAGUGGCUGUUAAUGUAGAGGCAUCUUGCCCCAUGGCACAGGGAAAUACUUGGUUACUUUUAACGAUGAGGCCUAGCUAAGUGGCCAGGCCUGAGAUCCGAGCUUCCUGUUGUGUUGUGUUCCUUCCUUACCGUGCAUCCUUUAUCAAAGUAGACAUAGCUCCUGUGUGUUAAGAAUUUCCUAUUGCAGCUGUGAGGAAUUUUUUUUGUGUGUGUCCGUUUACUACUUUCCGGUCAAGAGUGCGCCUGAGUCUUACACGCUUUUUGUGGAGUGCCCCACGGAAGUAUCCUCAGCACUGGCGGAGCCAGUGAGUGUCAGUGUGAGCUCUUAAGUUCAAGCAGUCAAAGUACGUGAGUCUGAGCUGUUUCCCUAACUCAGGGUGCUAAUAACAAAAGACGUGCUCAGGAAAGCUGCAGAGGAGGACAUCUCCCAGCCCCGCGUCCCGUGACACUCAGCAGCACCCCGGAAGCGGGCCCGUGGAUUGCCAACUACAUCAAGGCAGCCUUACUACUGCCAAUCACUGUCAAUGAUGUCCUUUCAUUCUCCUAGGAAGGCAGUGAGAAUGGAUACGGUGAACUGAACCUUGGUCAGUAUUGGCAAAGUUUACUGUCGCAAUAGCUAAUCCAACCCUUGAGUGUACUGGUUCUGUGAACCACUUGAAAAACAAAUUAAACGAUACUGUUAAACAGCA